This is a messenger RNA of Trichosurus vulpecula (common brushtail), 5585 nucleotides long. It is a transcript of the gene EFNB2, whose product is annotated as ephrin B2. Gene Ontology annotation, biological process: ephrin receptor signaling pathway; blood vessel morphogenesis; axon guidance. The coding region runs from base 1164 to 2165 and encodes 333 amino acids. The record is from RefSeq and is a predicted model, not a curated record. Lineage: Eukaryota; Metazoa; Chordata; Mammalia; Diprotodontia; Phalangeridae. Gene Ontology annotation, cellular component: plasma membrane. Gene Ontology annotation, molecular function: ephrin receptor binding. The transcript is spliced from 5 exons.
GGUUACUUUCGUUCACUGAAGACUCGGAGCAGUAGCCACUUUAGAGCCUGAAGGAGUGAGGAGGAAGAGGCUGCUGCUGCUCGCACUCGGUCUCUCGCAUACAGGCGCACACACAAAGCCACACACGCACACGCGCGCGCGCGCACCCACACACACACACACACACACACAGACACACAUAUACACACCAGGCAAGCAGCAGCCGGGGCAGUAGUGGCAGCGGCAGCGGCGGCGGAGGCAACGGCGGCAGGGGUAGCAAGCUAAACCCACACCCAAAGCAAAGGAAGGCUCCUUCUUCCUCGUUUUCUUUUCCCUGACACUGUUUGCUGGUCCACGGUUCCGCAAGUCCUGCUUGCAAGCUUGAGAAGGAGGAAGAACGGUGGAAAGAUUUUGAUGUGAUUUGGGAGUCUUCCCGCAGGUCGCCUCCCUCCCACCCCCCAUUUUCUCCGUCCUCUUCAGCAGAGUCAGCGAACCCCGCUCCCAGGAAGAGAAAUGGAAUCUUGUAAAUGUGGCUUUAAUGGACUUCGGGCGCUGAUCCUCCCCCUGGAUUUAUAGACCGAAGCUGCCUUUCUCAAGAGCCCUGCAACUACCCGGGCCGGUCCUCUGGGGAUUACACGGUGCAAGCUUGGUUGGGGGUGGGUGGGACGGAAAAUUGGAGACGGCGAGACGCCUUUCAGAAGAUUCUACCUAUUUUUUUGGUCACUCGCGCGCUCUACAGCUUUUGUUAUUAUUUUUUUAAUUUUCCUUUUUUUACCUUCAAAGAUCAAACGCCGUGAAUGUGCCUGGGCACACUGGAUCCCCACGGGAGUUUGCCGUUUGAGUUACAUCUUGAGCUGUUUUCCGGAGCCCCGAGAUAGCAGGCGGGCGGCGGGGGGUGGGUGGGGGGACUCCAAAAGAGUUUUUGCUUUGGGGGAUAGCUGGAUUCUGGAAUCAUUCGUUUGGAGGAGCGCUCGAAGGUCCACUGUAACUCAGAUGACUCAGUAAAUUGGCUUGCAGCAAUCACCAAGUGCACAGAUCAUUUUUUUUUGCUUUAGGUUUUUAUUAUUAUUAUUUUUUAAUCGGAAGAAUUGGAAUUACGGGCGCAAUACUUGGUCCUAUUCAGGUACGGAAAUCUCAAGGAGUUGGGAGAGGCUUUGCAAAAAGAGACUUGGAGCGGCUCGAGCAUGGCUGUGAGGAGGGACUCCGUUUGGAAGUACUGUUGGGGAAUUUGGAUGGUUUUAUUCAGGACUGCAAUUUCCAGAUCGAUAGUUUUAGAACCGAUAUAUUGGAAUUCCUCGAACUCCAAAUUUCUACCUGGACAAGGACUGGUACUAUACCCACAGAUAGGAGACAAACUGGAUAUAAUCUGCCCAAAGGUGGACUCUAAAACUGUUGGCCAGUAUGAAUAUUAUAAAGUCUAUAUGGUUGAUAAAGACCAAGCAGAUAAAUGCACUAUUAAAAAGGAAAACACACCUCUGCUCAACUGUGCCAAGCCAGACCAAGAUGUUAAAUUUACCAUCAAGUUUCAAGAAUUCAGCCCUAACCUCUGGGGUUUAGAAUUUCAAAAAAACAAAGAUUAUUACAUUAUAUCUACAUCAAAUGGGUCUUUGGAGGGCCUGGAUAACCAGGAGGGAGGGGUGUGCCAGACAAAAGCCAUGAAGAUCCUCAUGAAAGUUGGACAAGAUGCCAGUUCUUCUGGGUCAACCAGGAAUAAUGACCCAACAAGACGUCCAGAACUGGAAGCUGGCACAAAUGGAAGAAGUUCAACGACAAGUCCUUUUGUAAAACCAAAUCCAGGUUCUAGCACAGAUGGCAACAGUGCUGGACAUUCGGGGAACAAUAUCCUUGGUUCCGAAGUGGCCUUAUUUGCAGGGAUUGCUUCAGGAUGCAUCAUCUUCAUUGUCAUCAUCAUCACCCUAGUGGUUCUUUUACUAAAGUACCGGAGAAGACAUAGGAAGCAUUCACCCCAGCACACUACGACACUGUCCCUCAGUACGUUAGCCACCCCAAAGCGCAGUGGUAACAACAACGGCUCUGAGCCCAGUGACAUUAUUAUCCCCUUAAGGACUGCAGACAGUGUUUUCUGCCCUCACUAUGAAAAAGUCAGCGGAGAUUAUGGGCAUCCAGUGUACAUAGUCCAAGAAAUGCCUCCACAGAGUCCAGCAAACAUUUACUACAAGGUCUGAAAGAACUCUCUGGUGGUACCAUUUGAUUUCCCAGAGGAAACUUACUGGUCAGAUGCUUUCAGUUGAGGGUUUUUAAUGACACAUUGUGCAUUAGGAUUGACUAGAGCACAGUGGGGGAAAAGGCACCAAGCCCCUUCGCAGAGAGCCUUCUCGAGCUGGACACCUUACCUAGUCUGUAGAAUUUCUGUCUUGGUGAAUAAACAUUCACUAGAAGCUGGAAGACUUUAUAUAGAAGAUGCCCAUUCUGAUUGCUGUACUCUUGUUACACUCAUCAUCCUCUAAGCCAUGUGAUGCUGCAGGCAUUCGGGCAUGUAUAAAAAGCCAAGGGAAGAAGGAGUGAUUUGUGGACGAUGAUAGUUGUAGACAUGCUGGGAAGGUGCUCUAGGAUCUCGAGCUUGAAAUACAGUCUCCUGACUCGGUGUGUGCAUCUCUCUCUCUCAGCGAAUACUGGAUGUGUCCCACAGACCUCUGUGGCUAAGUAAGACUCUUAAAAGUUCUCUUGCUUUUCAGUCCAUCACUGUUACACUCACUCCUGUUGUAUCCAGGGCCCUGCCAUUCUUCUUCACACAAGAUUUCCUUUCACUCCACAUCCGGCAUCACUAAUGGAACAUUAAUGUUGUUGGGAGUUCUUUGCUCCUUCCAUUUGCUACAGCAGCUAUAGUUGAAUGGGUAAUACAUUUUCUAGAAAUUGUGUUUGCUAAUAAGGAGCCUUCCAGCCAGAAGUUAGGCCAUCCGCCGAAUAAGACUAGGAUGGGGGUGGGGGCGGGGGAAAGGGCUGACUGCAUUUGCAGUUCAAUGCUGCUGCCUCUGAAACAUGAAAGCUGGAAAUAAACAAAAAAAAAAACAAACAAACCACAUUUUUUAGGUAGCACAGCACUUUGGUUUGCUAAGUUUUAAGAGGCAGGUAGGAGACACAACACCACACGCAGUGGAUUAGGGCUGCAUUUGAAGGAAUUCACUGUUAUCAAAUAGCAAUGUUCGGAGAGAAAAAAAAAUAGUACCUUUUGGUUCAGUAGAACAAAGGGGGGUAUUGUUAGUAAAUGAACAAGCUUGGAGGGAAAGACAAUAGUAGGCCGCUGAUGAUAUAUUAGGGCAGGACUGUUGUGGUACUGGCAAUAAAAGACACAGCUAUGAAGCUGUAGGAAAGUCUUAGUCUGCUUUGGGAUGGUUUUUAAAGCAGACUCAGCUGCUAUACUUAUCACAUUUUAUGAAACACAGGGAAAGCAUUUAGGAGAAUAGCAGAGAGCCAAAUCUGACCUAGAAGUUCAAAAGCCAAAGGUCAAAUGGGCUGUAAUUUCCAUCAUCAUUGACAUUAUUAAAGAAUUCUCAUAUAUAAAAGGUAGGUCAGAUCUCUCCCCCUCCCCCUCCCCCAUCCCGUACACAGAGACCCAGAUUGAGCCUUAUGACACUUUGGUUUAUGGCGGUGCUGUCCCUGCUGCGUGGUGAAGUCUAGGUACUGUGACUGACACAGCAGUUCACCCGGUGCUCUGUUUAAAAGUAAAGCACAUAUGGCAAACCUCUUAAGAGUCCACAAGACUGAAAUAAAUUAUGAUGUCGAGGGGGAGGAGGAAGAUAUGACUUAUUUAUAAUAGGUGUAUAGAACACAAGGGAUAUAAAAUGAAAGAUUAUUACUAAUAUAUAUUUUAAGAUUGCACAGAGUGCACACCAGAAGAUGUGAAAUUCAUUCGUGGCAGUUAAAUGGUCUGACCUCUCAGUGCUUUAAAAAAAAAAAAAAAGAUUUUUUUUUUUAAUUGGACAGCUACUUCUGGGAAAAACAACUUCAUUCCAAAAAUAACAAUAAUGAGGGCAAAUACAAAAAUAACAGAAGUCCUGUGAAGGCAUCUCACGUAACUGUAGACUAGGAAAUACAAGCCCCAAAAUACCAGGAAAUCGAUGUUGCUGCAUCAUAUAUUUAACAAUGACAAGAUGUUCCGGCAUUUAUUUUCUGUGUUGUGUUUUCCCUUGCCUUAUGGCUGAAGUGUUCGCUAGAAUCCAGCAAGUCACAUUGAGGGGGUUCCAGUUAAAAGUUUAGCUUUUGGCCCCCCCCCCUCCCCCUUCUCCCCGCCCUCCCUUCUGAAGGAAAAAAAAGAAAAAAAAAGUAAACAUGAAACCUACUUUUUAUGUGCUAUGCAAAAUAGACAUCUUUAAUAUGGUCCUGUUACUAUGGUAACACUUUGCUUUCUGAAUUGGAAGAAAAAAAAAUGUAGCAACAGCAUUUUAAGGUUCUCAAACCUCCAGUGAGUACCUGCAAAAAUGAACUGUCACAGAAAUGAUAAUUCUCUCUAUUUCCUGAACCUGAAAAAUGAUGUUGGUCCAAAAUGCGUGUUUGUGUGAGAGAAUGGGUGUGUGGCGUGUGUGUACAUAUAUGUAUAAUAUAUAUCUGCCAUAUAUAUUAUAUAUAUCUAUAUCAUAGUUCUGUGGAAUGUUACCAUGGUGACUAACCACAGUACAUAUGUAAUUCUUUCCAUCACCCCCAACCCUUUUCUUCUUUAUGUGAAUCCAUACAAGAUUUUCUUGUAAGCCAUUAAAAUUUUGUUUUCAGGGUGGGGAGAGGGAAGAGAAGGGGGAACCUGGGAAUAGUGAGUCUGAUUUUAACGAAAUCAAAUUUAUGUAUCAUCAGUUGGCUACGUUUUGGUCAUGUACUAAACUGUGAAAAAUCAGAUGAGUCAAUGAAGAGUUACCUGCAACCAAUUGAAAAUGUGUACUGUGUGUCUGUUUUGUGUCUGGUGCAGAAUAUGACAAUCUACCAACUGUUCCUUUAUUUGAAGUUGGUUCAGCUUUGGAAAGUUACUGUAAAUGCCUUGCUUGUAUUAUCAUCCCUAGUCACCUGACUUUGGAAUUUGCACCAUCAUGUUUAAGUGAAGAUGCUGUAAAUAGGUUCAGAUAUACUGUAUAUGGAUUUGGGGUGUUACAGUAGCCUUAUUCACCUUUUUAAUAAAAUACACAUGAAAACAAGACAGAAAUGGCUUUUCUUAACCAGAUUGUGUACAUAGAGCAAUGUUGGUUUUUUAUAAAGUCUAAGCAAGAUGUUUUGUAUAAAAUUUGAAUUUUGCAAUGUAUUUAGCUACAGCUUGUUUAAAGGCAGUGUCUUUCCCCUUUGCACUGUAAUGAGGAAAAAAAAUGGUUUAAAAGGUUGCCAAAUUGCUGCAUAUUUGUGCCGUAAUUGUGUACCAUGAAUAUUUAUUUAAAAUUUUGUUGUCCAAUUUGUAAGUAACACAGUAUUAUGCUUGAGUUAUAAAUAUUUUUUUCUUUCUUUGUUUUUUUUUAAUAGCCUGUCAUAGGUUUUUAAAUCUGCUUUAGUUCCACAUCGCAGUUAGUCCUCCCCCCCACCCCCACCCCCCCAGAAAAUGAAAUCCGUGAAAAAUCACAUUCCACGUCUGUUUCAAACUGAAUUUGUUCUUAAAAAAUAAAAUAUUUUUU